This is a messenger RNA of Papaver somniferum (opium poppy), 678 nucleotides long. RefSeq names its product sm-like protein LSM8. The transcript is spliced from 6 exons. Gene Ontology annotation, cellular component: U4/U6 x U5 tri-snRNP complex; precatalytic spliceosome; U6 snRNP. The record is from RefSeq and is a predicted model, not a curated record. The coding region runs from base 187 to 483 and encodes 98 amino acids. Gene Ontology annotation, molecular function: RNA binding. Gene Ontology annotation, biological process: mRNA splicing, via spliceosome. NCBI's taxonomy places the organism in Eukaryota, Viridiplantae, Streptophyta, Magnoliopsida, Ranunculales, Papaveraceae.
AUUCUCCGUCUUUAUUUUUAUUCGAGAAUCGAGAGAGACGAAAGAGAAAGGGUUUUAGGGUUUGGCGGUUUUGCGAGCACCUAAUAUUUGAACCAUCAAUUUACGCCGAACCAUCAUCAUCCCUGGUUACCAGCAUUGACAGUUGGGAUUUUGCUGAUAAGCUGUAAGAACCUCAAUUGUGAAGAAAUGUCAGGUGGACCUGGACUUGAGUCUCUUGUUGAUCAGCAAAUCUCGGUUAUAACAAAUGAUGGGCGAAAUAUAGUGGGAGUUCUAAAAGGUUUUGACCAGGCUACCAAUAUCAUUCUGGAUGAAUCUCAUGAAAGGGUUUACUCUACAAAGGAAGGUGUCCAACAACUUGUAUUAGGCUUGUACAUCAUAAGGGGUGACAACAUAAGUAUUGUUGGGGAAGUAGAUGAAGAACUCGACUCCAAUCUAGACAUGUCAAAAUUAAGAGCACAUCCUCUUAAACCAAUAAUUCACUGAUUAUAACAUUAUAGGAAGGUAUGCUAUCUUAAGUUUUAGAGAUUCUAGACCUAAAAAGUGAUGUAAGAAUGAAAUUAGCUGUAAGAUCUGAAGACCCAAAUACUUAUCAUGUAUUUACUAGAAUUCAUUCAGGUUUCAAACCAACACUUAGAUUCUUUGUACAUUUUUCGAAGGUUGUUUUUUCCUUUUUUUUUU